Molecule: messenger RNA, 1758 nt
Organism: Helianthus annuus (common sunflower)
Lineage: Eukaryota; Viridiplantae; Streptophyta; Magnoliopsida; Asterales; Asteraceae
Product: heat shock cognate 70 kDa protein
Exons: 2
Coding region: 71-1654 (527 amino acids)
Biological process (GO): protein refolding; cellular response to unfolded protein
Cellular component (GO): cytoplasm
Molecular function (GO): misfolded protein binding; ATP hydrolysis activity; ATP binding
Source: RefSeq, a predicted model, not a curated record
AGAGACCUUCAUAUUCCUAUCUAGUUUUUCUGCAAUAAUCCAUAAUUUGUUCACUCCUACUUGUUUUAAGAUGACCAGGCGAGUCGAAAGAACUGCGAUCGGCAUUGAUCUUGGAACAACAUAUUCUUGUGUGGCAGCCUGGUUUGAUAAGCACAACCGUGUGGAGAUCAUUCCUAAUCAACAAGGUAACAAAAUCACUCCUUCAUGCGUUGCUUGGGAUGGAAUACAAAUGUUAGUAGGCGAGGCCGCAAAAAAUCAGAUCACCAGGAACCCCAAAAACACUGUUAUUGAUGUUAAACGUUUAAUGGGAGCCAGAUUCAAUGAUGGUGUAGUGCAGAAAGACAUAGAAACUAGACCUUUUAAGAUAAUUGAAGGCUCUGGGGAGAAGCCAAUCAUCGUAUUUGAACACGAGUCGAAUGAAAAGAAGUUUUCACCAGAAGAAUUAUCAUCAAUGAUUCUAACAAGUUUGAAGGAGGCUGCUGAAUCAUUUCUUGGAACAACUGUUACCGAUGCAGUCAUAACCGUUCCUGCGUAUUUUAGUGACAAGCAACGACAGGCAACCAUGGAUGCUGGUGUGUUAGCUGGCCUUAAUGUUAUGCGCUUGAUUAACGAGCCCACAUCAGCAGCUAUCGCAUAUGGUCUAGACAAGAGUGCUGAUGUAAACUGCCCUGAAGAGAAAAACAUAUUGAUAUUUGAUAUGGGUGGAGGAACCUUUGAUGUGUCUCUUCUCAAGAUUGGCAAGGAUGGUACAAUUACUGUUAAAGCAGUGGGUGGCGAUACUCACUUGGGUGGCGAAAAUUUUGACCAGUUGAUAGUGAAUCAUUGUGUUGAAGUUUUUAAAAAGAAAGAAAAAAAGGACGUGAGCGAGAAUGCAAGAGCAAAGACGAGGUUGAAAAUCGCAUGUGAGAAAGCAAAGAGGGAUUUGGCUUCAACAACACAAAUACCAAUCGAAAUCGAUUGCUUAUACGAGGGAAUUGACUUCUCAACUAAAUUUAGCAGGGCAAAAUUCGAGGAGAUUAAUGCUGGUUUCUUUAACAUGUGCAUUAAGCAUGUGGAGAACUGUUUGAGAGACGGAAAUAUGCACAAGAGCGAUGUUGAUGACGUGGUUAUUGUCGGUGGGUCGACACGAAUUCCUAAAGUACAACAAAUGCUGAUUGAAUUUUUUGACGGGAAGCCUCUCUGCAAGAGCAUUAAUGCUGAUGAAGCUGUGGCUUAUGGUGCUGCGGUGUUUGCUGCAAACUUAAGUGGUUAUGGGAACAAGAAAGUGCGGGAUUUGAUGCUAUUAGAUGUGACCCCUCUUUCUCUUGGUAUGAGGGUUCAUAUAGAUGUUAUGAGCGUUGUGAUACCUAGGAACACACCCAUACCCACUGUCAUGGAGCGUGUUUAUGGUACAUUCUCCGAGAACGAAUCAUCUGUGUCGUUUCAUGUCUAUCAAGGUGAGGGUACAAGUACUAAAGAAAAUAUCUUUCUUGACACCUUCACAAUUCAUGACAUUCCAGCAGGCGAACAAAGGUACAGGGUUUGCUUUAACAUAGAUGCUAAUGGUAUUCUCAAUGUUUCGGCUGAGGUGUUUUCCACUGGUAAUAAAAGAAGCGUCACAAUUGCUACGAGUGGAGGUUUGUCCAAGGAUGGUGUUAAGAAGAUUAGGCAUUGAUAAACUGUAACAAGUUAAUUCAGAUUAUGUUUCGUUGGGAAUAUAGCCGUUUAAGUUUCUGUUUAGAAAUUUUCUAAAAAAAAGGUCUCCCGGAGAAAGUCAAG